Molecule: messenger RNA, 1587 nt
Organism: Ectocarpus sp. CCAP 1310/34
Lineage: Eukaryota; Phaeophyceae; Ectocarpales; Ectocarpaceae
Source: the annotation of a GenBank genome assembly
UUCAAGGCACGACUUGUAGCGCGAGGGGACAUGCAGAGGGCUUCGAUUGAUUUUGGAGAAUUGUUUGCACCCACCGUAUCCGUGUCUAGUGUGCGUUUGUUGGCAGCAUUGGCAUGUGAGCAGAACCUUGACUUGUGCCAUUUCGAUAUUCAGCAGGCAUUUGUGCAGUCUGAACUUGAAGAGGAUGUUUUCAUGCGUCUCCCGCAAGGUUGUGGUAGGUUAUCUGGACUGAUCGUGAAACUAUGCAAGAGUCUGUACGGUUUGAAGCAGGCAUCACGACAAUGGCAUGCGCACCUGACGAGGUGUUUGUUACUUUUAGGAUUUGUGCAAUGUUUGGCGGAUGCAUGUGUUUUUCGAUUGAUGGAGGAUGGAUGUGUGAUCAUGAUCAUUGUGGUCCACGUUGAUGACAUUUUUGCCGUAGGGCAGAAGGAGAGGUGUGACAAGUUUGGCAGUGACCUCAACGAGAUGGUCCCCGUGAAAAACUUUGGGGAGUUGAGGUGGUACUCCGCGUGCUUUUACCAGAGAGAUCUAGAGAGAGGCCUUUUGAGGAUCUCGCAGCAAAGGUUUGCAGAAGAGUUGGCUGCAGAGUACGGCGUUGAGUGGGGGAAGAGUGUGCCCUUGCCUGUGAGCGUGAAGCUCACCGACUUUGACGAAAACGAAGCGUGUGCUGAUGUCCCGUUUCGCGAGUUGGUAGGAUCUCUGAUGUGGUUGGCCACUCAAACCAGGCCGGACAUCGCGAAUGCAGUACGAGCAGUAGCGCGGUAUUGCGCGUCUCCCAAGAUGGUGCACUGGAAGGCAGCACUUGGUAUUUUAGGGUACGUGCGUAGGACGAGUUGGAUGGGGAUUACAUUUGAGAGGGGAGUGGUCACUGGCAUGAGCAUGCAGGUGUUUGUGGAUGCCGACUAUGCAAGCAAGGCAGCAGACCGUAAGUCGGUCUCAGGAGGACUAGUGAUGUGUGGGGGUGGGUGUGUGACUUGGUUUUCGAGGACGCAGAAGUGCGUCACGCUCUCCACAACGGAAGCAGAGUAUGUGGCAAUUGCCGACGUCUUGAAGGAAGUGCUUUUCUUGAGGCAGGUUUGGCGUUUUAUGUUGCCAGAUGCAGGUAUGCCGUGCAUCCCGGUCUUCGAGGAUAAUCAGGGAGCGAUUCAGAUUGCGCACAACCCGAUCACGAACUCAAACUCGAAGCACAUCGAUGUACGGCAUCACUUUAUCAGGGAACUGGUAGAGAGGAAGGAGAUUUCGAUUACGCAUGUGACGUCGGAGUUUCAGCAUGCAGAUUUCUUGACGAAGGCUAUCAGCAAGGAAUCUUUUGCGUUGCACAGAGACUUUGUGAUGAAUUUGCAUUGAAAUAAGUGUUUUGGGAUCAAAUCGUGUUUUGCCGCGGAGUGGAAAAGAGAGGAUAUGUACAGGUUUGAACAAGAGAUGGAGAGAGUCAAGUGGAGAUGGUAGUGUUUUGGAGGGUUAGUGUUUGGGACUUUUCUUGGUGAUUUGGAAGAGUCGGUAUGCGAUUGAUUAUUUUCGGACGUACUAUUUUGGGAUUUUGAAUUAUCGUUUUCUUGGUUUUGCAUGUGUUUUGGGAUGAACUGG